AUGACAAUGAUGGUGCAAGUAAAUAGUGACAAGGCGCUUCACUCAGUUUCUCUUCUUGUAUUUUACAUUACCAAGAUGCAAACUAUUUCGGUUCUUGCCGUUCUCGCACUCGCUUUCAGCUGUUCAUUAGCUUACGACGUUGCACUUAAUCAACCAUGGAAACUAUGGAAAGAACUUAACAACCAACGUUACUCCGAUGCCGAAGAACAUGUUCGUCGUGCUGUCUGGGAAGGUAACUUGAAAAAAGUACAACAACACAACCUCGAAGCCGACCUUGGUGUACAUUCAUAUUGGCUCGGAAUGAACAAAUAUGCUGCUAUGACCAUCGAUGAAUUCGUCAAAGUCAUGAACGGUUAUAAUGCCACAAUGAAAGGAGAACGUACUCAAGAUCGUCAUACGUUUACAUUUAAUCCAUUAGCCGAUUUACCAGAUACCGUUGACUGGCGUGACAAAGGCUACGUUACACCUAUUAAAGAUCAAGGACAGUGCGGUUCAUGUUGGGCUUUCUCCUCAACUGGUGCCCUUGAAGGUCAACACUUCAAAGCAUCUGGCACACUCGUUUCACUCUCCGAACAAAACUUAGUUGAUUGUUCAGGUGCACAAGGAAACAUGGGUUGCAAUGGUGGUUUAAUGGAUCAAGCUUUUGAAUACAUCAAAGUCAACGCUGGUAUUGAUACCGAAGAUUCAUACCCAUAUGAAGCUGUCGAUGAUCAAUGCCGAUUCACAAAAGCUAACAUUGGUGCCACAGAUACUGGUUUCACUGAUAUUACAUCAAAAGAUGAAAGUGCUCUUCAACAAGCUGUUGCCACUGUUGGCCCAAUCUCUGUUGCCAUUGAUGCUAGCCACUCAUCAUUUCAAUUAUACAAAAAGGGUGUUUACAAUGAACCAUUCUGCUCACAAACUCGUCUUGACCAUGGUGUUUUAGCUAUUGGUUAUGGUACAGACUCUGGCAAAGAUUACUGGCUCGUUAAAAACAGCUGGGGUGAAGGUUGGGGUGAUCAAGGUUACAUCAAAAUGACACGUAACAAACGUAAUCAAUGCGGUAUUGCUACUGCUGCUAGUUAUCCACUUGUUUAA
Rotaria socialis is the source of this 1077-nucleotide messenger RNA. Lineage: Eukaryota; Metazoa; Rotifera; Eurotatoria; Philodinida; Philodinidae. The record is from the annotation of a GenBank genome assembly.